Molecule: messenger RNA, 855 nt
Organism: Aspergillus udagawae
Lineage: Eukaryota; Fungi; Ascomycota; Eurotiomycetes; Eurotiales; Aspergillaceae
Product: pyridoxamine 5'-phosphate oxidase family protein
Exons: 2
Coding region: 1-855 (284 amino acids)
Source: RefSeq, a predicted model, not a curated record
AUGGGAGAGGCAAAAGAUUUCAGACCUAAUGAUGAGGAUCCCCCUUGCAAGAAGUUAGAGAGUCGUCAUAAGGAUGUAUACGAUGAGACGGUGGCUGUGGAGCUGAUCAACGCAUCGCAUGUUCUGCAAUUUACAUUUCAGCAACAAGGAAAAACCUACCCGUACGUGAUUUAUCUGCCAGGGAGAAUGGCAGAAUCUAUCAAACCACCGAGACCCGAAGACCCUACAAAACCAGACCCAGAAACGGUGCUAUAUGCGAAAGGCUGGCUUCCAUGCGAUUUUCAAGCGGCGCUCCGCAAACCUGAGGGCUUGCCCGUCACGGUGUCAACUGCUAAAACCGAAAGUAUCUAUUGUGCCCGUUCGACCUUCGGUCACGGGCUCACCUGGCGGUCGACUGUGAUCAAUGGAACUGCUCAUGCGCUUGACUGGGAGAAAUCCGGUAUGGAUCCAAAUGAGCCGGUCACAGAUGACGACAUAAAAACCAAUGAGAAACUCUGGGGCCUGAAUAAAAUUGUCAAUGGUUUUAUUCCCGAUCAAUGGGAGAACACUCGAUCUCCUAUCAAGAGAGAGGUUGAUAUGGUCCUUGUUCUGCGGGUCAAUAUUAAUAAAGAUGAAUCUCAUGUCCGCGUCCGUCACGGGUUUAAUAGAUGGGAAGUAGGCUGGGAAAAGUCUAAACCUGACGAAUAUUGGCAAGGCACUAUUCCUGUGUGGGAGACAUAUGGUGAUCCAUUUUACGGAAAUACAGAGGCGGAAUAUCCACUUCGGGUGAAACGCUUUUUUGAGCAGCAAAGCCGGAAGAAUAAGGCAUAUGCCAUUGCGCAGGCAGGCAGGGACUCCUUUCCAUAUGCCUUCUAG